AUGACUGAGAAAAGGGAGGACCUCCAAGACCUCGGAAAAUAUUCAUACCCCAAUGAAGGCGAUGUCGAGCGCGCCAUCGCCGAGGACGGCGUCUUUGGAACCAUUACGGAAGACGGCCCAAACUAUCGCAAUCUCGGAUGGAUUGGAACGUCUGUUAUUAUGAUGAAGAUCCAGAUUGGCCUCGGCGUAUUGUCCAUUCCGUCAGCAUUUGAUACAUUGGGCUUGAUUCCCGGAGUGAUUUGUCUACUUUGCAUUGCUUUUUCUACCACAUGGUCCAGCUAUAUAGUUGGUGUCUUUAAGCUGAACCAUCGCGAAGUGUACGGCAUUGAUGAUGCUACUUCCCUGAUUCUGGGGCCGGUUGGUCGAGAAAUCCUAGGAGCUGGAUUCAUGCUUUAUCUGGUCUUUGCGGCUGCCUCUGGAAUGUUAAGCAUCUCGAUCGCUCUCAAUACCGUUUCUACUCACGGUGCAUGCACUGCUGUCUUCGUUGGGACCGCUGCUAUUUGUAUCCUUUUACUCGCUAGUAUUCGGACUCUGGACCGCAUCAGCAUCCUGGCAUGGCUAGGGCUAGUAACUCUUCUUUGUUCCCUCUUUACCGUGACAAUUGCUAUUGCCAUUCAGGAUCAUCCAGACUCUGCCCCACCUGGGCCUUGGGUCUCCGACUACAAGUUAUUCAAUAAUCCAACAUUCACGGAUGCGAUCUCGGCUGUAUCCCAGUUUGUCUUUGCAUAUGCGGGACCCCCGUUCUUUUUCCCAGUCAUUUCUGAGAUGCGUAAGCCUCAGGACUAUCCCAAAGCACUGGCUCUCUGUCAAACCAUUGUCACUAUAACAUAUGUGGUUAUUGGCAUUGUGGUUUACUAUUAUUGCGGAUCUUAUGUUGCAUCCCCUGCCCUUGGUUCGGCUGGAAAGCUGAUUAAACAGAUCUCAUAUGGGGUGGCUCUGCCGGGGAUACUUAUCGCCUCAACUAUUAGCACUCAUCUGGCCAGCAAGUACGUUUUUGUCCGGAUACUACGGAACUCCGACCAUCUGGUUGCCAACACAUUCGUGCAUUGGGGAACCUGGCUAGCCUCUGUCGUGACGCUUGUUAUUAUUGAGUAUUGUAUUUCAAGCGGAAUCCCAAUAUUUGACAGUCUUGUCUCGCUGAUCGGAUCUCUUUUGGCAACAUUACAGUGUUACCAGCCAAUGGCUGGUAUAUGGUUAUAUGAUAACUGGAGCAAUAGGCAGCGGCCUCUGGUGUGGGUGAUCCUGGUAUGUUGGAGUUUCUUGAUGAUUAUCGGCGGGACAUUCUUGAUGAUUGGUGGCACUUAUGGCGCCAUUGCCGGAAUAAUAGAUUCCUUCAAGUCCAGCGAACGACCAGGGAUUUGGUCUUGUGCUGAUAACUCAAACUCUGUUUAA
This is a messenger RNA of Aspergillus caelatus, 1392 nucleotides long. Its product is annotated as transmembrane amino acid transporter protein-domain-containing protein. NCBI's taxonomy places the organism in Eukaryota, Fungi, Ascomycota, Eurotiomycetes, Eurotiales, Aspergillaceae. The coding region runs from base 1 to 1392 and encodes 463 amino acids. Gene Ontology annotation, biological process: amino acid transmembrane transport. The transcript is spliced from 5 exons. Gene Ontology annotation, molecular function: amino acid transmembrane transporter activity. The record is from RefSeq and is a predicted model, not a curated record. Gene Ontology annotation, cellular component: vacuolar membrane.